CCUCGACGGCGUCGAUCGAUCACUUCACGGCCACACACCAUGCCCGGCGACACGGAACCGCGCGUCGUGGAGGACUUCCUCGGCGUCGUCCAGCUCCUCAGCGACGGCUCCGUCGUCCGCGGCGACGAAGCCGUCCUCCGUUCAAACGAGCCGUUACCGGACGUCCCCGGCGUGCAGUGGAAGGACGUCCUGUACCACGCGGCGCACGGCCUUAGUGUCCGCGUGUACAGGCCGGCGUCGUCGGUGGCCGGCGGCAGCAAGCUCCCGGUGCUGGUGUACUUCCACGGCGGCGGCUACUGCCUCGGCUCGUUCGCGGAGCCCAACUUCCACUCGUUCUGCCUCCGCGCCGCAGCCGAGAUCUCGGCCGUCGUGCUGUCCGUGCAGUACCGCCUCGCCCCCGAGCACCGCCUCCCCGCGGCCAUCGACGACGGCGCGUCUUUCCUGUCCUGGCUGCGCGGCCAGGCCGAGCUUGGCGCCGGCGCCGACCCGUGGCUCGCGGAGUCGGCCGACUUCGCCCGGACGUUCCUCUCCGGCCACUCGGCGGGUGCCAACCUGGCCCACCACGUCACGGUCCAGGUCGCGUCGGGGGAAAUCGCCACCACCCCGGUGCGCAUCGUCGGGUACAUCCUGCUCUCCGCGUUCUUCGCCGGGGCCGAUCGCACGGCAACGGAGGCCGACCCGCCGGCGGGCGUGUCCCUGACGACCGCCAUGGCCGACCAGCUCUGGCGCAUGUCGCUGCCGGUGGGGGCGAGCAUGGACCACCCGCUGGCCAACCCGUUCGGGCCGGAGAGCCCGAGCCUCGCGCCGGUGGAGCUUCCGCCGGCGCUCGUCGUGGCGCCUUUGAGCGACGUGCUCCGCGACCGCGUGCUGGGGUACGGGGCGAGGCUGAAGGACAUGGGGAAGGCCGUCGAGGUUGUCCAGUUCGAGGGAGAGCAGCAUGGCUUCUCCGUCCGCCAGCCGUUCGGCGAGGCGGCCGACGAGUUGCUGCGGGUGAUCAAGCGGUUCGCCUACAGCGGCAACUGAGCGGUGAUGAGUUGCGAUUUGCCUGAUGCUUGCGUGUUGCAUGGAAAUCCCGUUAUUGAACCUAGUGAUGCAUUUUGAUGCCAGUUCUCAACGAGCAGCAGAACCGCACUGGGAUUGCCUCGCUUUUGUAGAAAUAAAUCUACUUGCAACUUUCAUUUCUUGAUGGACGUUCAGUCAUAUACUCUGAUCAAGAACUACUUCAAAUUUGUACAGUACAAAAUUGUCAAUUCUAACAAAA
Triticum dicoccoides is the source of this 1261-nucleotide messenger RNA. RefSeq names its product probable carboxylesterase 15. The coding region runs from base 40 to 1023 and encodes 327 amino acids. NCBI's taxonomy places the organism in Eukaryota, Viridiplantae, Streptophyta, Magnoliopsida, Poales, Poaceae. Gene Ontology annotation, molecular function: hydrolase activity. The record is from RefSeq and is a predicted model, not a curated record. The transcript has a single exon.